GACCAGACCAGCGCGAGAGCAACGCAAUGCGGCGAUCAAAUCGGUAAAGAUGUAAGACCGUGGAGUCACAUCGUCAGCUCUGCGUGCCAGUCUGUAAAGUCACGACCAGGUCUGAGCACCAAGCGAUUCGAAACGACGACGGUCUGUAGUAGCUGCGGGCGCGCGCUAGUGUCGGCAUCGGAGCUGCUCGUAUCCCUUUUAAUAUCCGCCUUCUCCUCCAACUUUUAGAAUCCCAAAAGUAGUAUAGAGAACCGGUUUCUCUCUCUUUUUCUUCCCCCCCCCCUCUCUCUCUCUUUCUUUCUCUCUUUCUCGGCUAGUGAGUAGCGGCAUAAGCCAGCGUGCGGAAUCAACAUCAGUGAAUUACGAAAUUAUCUUGGAUAUGAACUCUUCGACAUUUGUCGGAAAUCCGGGUGUCAUGGUUGCAGGUCCACCUCCACCGCCACCUCCUCCACCUCCUGUGUCUGGUCACUUGCCAGCUAUGAGGAUAAAUACUGCCGAGAACGCCACAGCAAAGAGGCCGCAAGUAGUUAGCAACGAUGUUUAUGAACCACCAGCAGCCAUUCAGAAUGCAAUGCUAACGAAGGACAAAAAACCUUUUACUUAUACUCCGGGCAUGGGUGGCAAAUUAGAUCUCUCGCAGAUUCGUAGUCCACGAAUGGCGAGAAGAGUAGCGAAAAAUGCUAAUGAUGAGGGCAUAGAGGGACCACCAAAAUCCGCUAUCGAAUCAAAGCAAUCGCCUGCAGUUUCUCCACCAGCGAAUCUCUUGGUGCCUCAAGUCGCGGUACCUGUUUUUCCUUCCAACGUGCCACCCCAGCCACCCCAUAGGAUGUCACAAUCACCUUCAGUCAAUAGAACAUUGUCGAACGCUGUAGACAAACAAGCUGAACAACCAGCAAGAAAUAUUACAAAGGUGGAUACUAAAAUACCGAUUACAGUCACGUCAAGUCAGUCGAGCACUCCUGAAAGUCCGAGUACUCCUACUCAAAUCACUUUAGCCAAGGCUCCUACACCUUGGAUGCAGAAUAAAAAUAAGCCCCAGGAAGAAUUGCCUGAAUGGGCUAAACGAACGAAUGUGAAUAAAACAGUUGGCAGCGACUCGUCGGAGAAUUCAGUUUCUCCGAUUUAUGUUCAAGUCCAACAAGCAUCUCCGCAAUGUUCACAAGCGAAACAAAAGCAAGAGCAAAAACAAUAUUCGAUUCCGCAGUGUCAACAAACAAAACCGCAACAAUUAUCUCAACAGCCGCAGCAGCAGCAGCCGCAGCAGCAGCAGCCGCAGCAACAGCAGCAAAGGCAGAAUAUCAAUUCUGUAACGUCACAACAAACGAAUUCGCAAUCGCAUGAACGAGUUGUACCUAUCCGAAUCGAAGAUAGACCAUCGGUAUUUGAUGUGAAGCGUGAUUCUGGUCAUCAUCAAUUUACCAAACAGCCUCCAACUGUGCAUCAUCAGCAACGAUGGGGUCAAGUACCUGCACAACAUACAUUUGAGAAUCAGCCGCAAAAUCAUCCGCAAAAUCAAAAGCAGUCUCAAAUUCAUGUCACAUCUCGGCCAGAAUCGACUGGAACGACUUAUAUUAUUCCUCUCGUAGUGGAAAGUAGCGAGAAAAGAAAUAUGCCAACUACGGAAAAUAAUAUUAAGAUUGGAAAACCAGCAAGAGUUGUGCAACAGCGGAGUCUCGACCUUAAUCAGCAAUGCGAGCCUGGUCCGAUUCAGUCGCGAUCAUUUCGUGUCCUUCAAAAAAUAACGGACACAGACGAAUUAAACGAUGUUGGUACAGAACAAAUACGUAAAAUGGAAUUAAGUGAAGAUGAAAAACUACUCAUGAAUAAAUUUAAAGAGCAAGUCGACCAAGAGAUUUAUCUUCAUCAAGAGAAAGAUCCAAGAUAUCGUGGUGCGGCAAUACCUUCACGAGCUUUCCGUUUUUUACAAAAUAUGACAGAUUCGAAUGAUGCUUCAGUAACUUGUGCUGUACCACAAAAUGUUGCAAAUAAGCGGCAAAACAGAAAUUCUAAGUCGUUUGAAGAGACACAAGCAAAUUUGCCACCUAGUGAACAACAAGUACAAGAACCGAAGAAAUACACGGGUAGUGCAAUUCCUUCUCGAUCCUUCAGGAUAUUACAAGCAAUGACAGCAUCAGAAAAUAAUGCUACACAAGAAAAUCGUCAAGCAGAUUACACCUGUCGAACAGAGAAUAACUUGCCGGGCAAUCAGCAAGAUGCAUUCUUCUCUCCUCGACCCGUUUCCUUCUGGUCGCAUUCCGAAGGUUGGUGGGGCUAUUAUCCUGUGCAAUAUAAUGCUCCACCCAAUAAGUCCGCAAACGAAGCGGACGAGCGUUCCUUUCCUUACUUACAAUAUCCAGAUGAAAAUGCGUGCGUUGGAUAUAAAUUUUUUUAUCCGGUUUAUGACGAAAACUUUGCGGACGUGGCACGAAUAAACAACCAAGAAAAUUCUUCAGACCAGUACGGUUACGUUGCUGUAAUUUGCCCUCAAGCAGGUUACAAUGAUGUCCAAUCGCACGUUGACGAAAAUAACUGUAACUACGUUCACAAUUAUUAUGCCAGUGUUCAUUCAUCUCCUGCUCAGGACGAUAGUUACUUUGUGCAAGACAGUUCGAUCAAUAAAUCAGGAAACACCUUGCCCAACGAUUUGGGAAUUAAUCACUUGGAUGCACAAUCGAACGGGACACAUAAUCCCAAAAAUGUCUGCGAGAAUUACAAUGAUGAUAAAAAUGGUAUUAAGACGGCGAUGAACAUAGUUGAUGAGGAAGAUGAUACGUCAGAUGAUCCCAACAAAAUUAUGAUCUCUAAUAACAUUGAAAAAUCGAAGAAAACAUUUGGUCUGCAUAUCAAUGUGCCUAAUUACACAUACAUAGACACUAGCGAUUCUAGUGAUUCUAGCGAUUGCAGUGAUUCCAAUGAUUCUAGUGAUUCUAGCGAUUCUGUCUCCGAUAACGAGCAUUUUUCGGAUUCCUGCCAGAAAUAUUGUAAUGAUACUACUUCCAAUAAUACAUUGUCUAAUAGUGAUUCGGAUUCAUACGAAGGUUACUCAAUAGGUAUAAAUCCUUACGAGAAAUUGAAGAGAAAUCCGCGUAAUGUUUCUUCCAGUGAGAAUUAUACCGAUCCCACUGCUUAUUCGGAAUGCUCGAAUGUCGAUAAUUCAUGUAGACAUUCGCAAAGCAAUUCCGAAAAUAAUACUCACGGUGACAAGGCACUUUUAAAAAAAAACGACUAUUCAAACGAACGAAAUUCUUGCACAACGUUAAAGCAGGAUUUUACGUCAAAGUCGAAGGGAUAUAACGAAGAGGGUGACAUGAAUAAUCAAAGCAAUCUCGACUCUUCUAGUCUAGAAGAGUCUAAGAUGAAUUCUGUAAGUAGUCGCGUAUCGAAUACGGAGCAAUGUGAUCAAGAGAGCCUAAUAACUGAUAACGUCGUUUCCCAUCAGUUGGGCAUAAUUUACGAAGAUGUAGAACGGUUGAGUUCUGAGAGUCUUUAUUGCGAAAGUAAGAAGAAGAUCGAUGAACAGAAUGAUGCUUCUUUCGAAGUGACCGAUGAUCAGUCCGAUGAUGCCGAAGCUACAAUGGUUAGCGUGAGUUUGCCUCUAAAAUUCAAAUUUUUCGUGUCCGAGGACAAUGAAGACAUCACCACUGUAACAGUCGGCAACAGUAAAAUAAAGGCAGAGAGAUCUUGUAAUGAAUGUUCCGCUAAAAAUGAUACGGAUGACGAUGUUAGCGCAAAUUUUCAUAUUAGUAAUGAUACCAGCGUGAAUUUUACCGUGAAGAGACACAUGUCAGAUACGACAGGCGCAGCAGAAAGCAUGAAAAAUGAAGCGAGUAUCGAGACAACGGUACCGCAUGUGGAUUUCACUUUCAAGAAAGAUUCAACGAACGUUAGCGGAAUUAACUGCAAAGAACAGAACACGGAGGCGGAAUUCCCAGUUACAAAAACAGAAUGUAACGGAAUAAACGUCGUGGAAUCAGCGCCGAAGAAUGUCGAUGAUUGUACCGCUUCUGAAAUAGACAGGGAAAUCAUUAGGGAGGGAUCAGUAAACGAUGAAAAUUAUAGCCAAGUAGAAUCUGCUUGUAAUAAUUUCGGAUCCACUGACGUUGACAAGACGAUUAUUGAGUCGAAGCUUGCGUCCGAAAGUUCCUGGAUGCAAAAUUUUGAAACACUUCAAACUGUCGAUGCAGAUCAAACAAAUCAGAAGGAUUGUUGCGUAAUAGUCGACGAUGAUCGAUGUGUCGAUCCUGACAGACAGAAAGGUCUCUGUCAGACAGAUAUGAAAUACUUGUUGAGUAUCCAAGAUUCUCAUGAGGAUACCGAUGACGAGGACAGUGGAGUUACUUCUGAUACAAGUCGAAUGAUAUCUGAGAUCGACACAGAGUGUCGUGAGAUCGACACAGAUUCGGAGUCUGCCAUUACGAAGAAGCAAAAGAAGUAUCAACGAACUCAAACGCAUUCACGACUCUUUCGGCUUCUGAACGACGAUUCCAUUUUAUCUGACUGUACCAGAACAGAUCCAUGCAGAAAGGAAUAUCUCAGUUUACCGCUUAAGACAAACGCGUUCAACUAUGAUGACAGUUAUUGCUCCAACUAUUCCAGCGGUUUAACAUCUCCGGAAUAUUCACCUAUUCACGAGCAAUCUUGUCGAAAAUUUCACGACACAGCAAUGAAUGGAAAUAUCAUGAAUUUAUCAGACUGUAAGGUCUACCAUCCGGCGUACCAGCCGGAGAUUCCUUCAAAGGAUAAUUCGUAUUUUUCAAUUUGGAAAAACACGAAAUUACCUAACCCACAGGAGCACGAUGUUAUGCCUUCUCUAGCUUUCAAGAUCCUCAACAGUAAGACGCCCUUUUGGACCUACAAGGUGAACGUACUGUGUCCGAGAAUCAAGAGUACGAAAAGCGUGCCGCAAGCCCUGCUGGCACAGCAAAUCGACCAGAACUAACGACAUUCGUCGGUGAUUCCUCCUAUCCCGAUGUCCUUAUGCGAAUACUAAACCAACUAUUGCUGAUGGCCCUAAGGCAGAAUGAGGCCGGUGUGUUUGCCGCUGCGAGCAACCGCUCUCCACGAUCCACGGACAUAUUUUUUUCUUGAUUCUCUUCACAAGACAGGGCUGAGCAUGCCCAAGGUGCUCUACGGGCUACGUGAUUUU
Molecule: messenger RNA, 5146 nt
Organism: Acromyrmex echinatior (Panamanian leafcutter ant)
Lineage: Eukaryota; Metazoa; Arthropoda; Insecta; Hymenoptera; Formicidae
Source: RefSeq, a predicted model, not a curated record